Molecule: messenger RNA, 2427 nt
Organism: Sorex araneus (European shrew)
Lineage: Eukaryota; Metazoa; Chordata; Mammalia; Eulipotyphla; Soricidae
Gene: SEPTIN3
Product: septin 3
Exons: 11
Coding region: 134-1204 (356 amino acids)
Biological process (GO): cytoskeleton-dependent cytokinesis
Cellular component (GO): presynaptic cytoskeleton; cell division site; septin complex
Molecular function (GO): GTPase activity; molecular adaptor activity; GTP binding
Source: RefSeq, a predicted model, not a curated record
CCGGGGCGGGCAGCGGCGAGGGGCGAGGCCCGGCUGCGGGGGCCGCUCGGGCCCGAACGAGCCCGCGCCGCGCUCAGCCCGGCAGCCCCGCGCCCUGAGCAUCUCCCGGAGGCGCGGAGACAAAGGAGGAUUCAUGUCCAAAGGGCUCUCGGACGCAGCCAUGUCAGAGCUGGUGCCUGAGCCCAGGCCGAAGCCGGCAGUGCCCAUGAAGCCCGUGAACGUCAGCGUCAACUCCAGCCUGCUGGGCUACGUGGGCAUUGACACCAUCAUCGAGCAGAUGCGCAAGAAGACCAUGAAGACAGGCUUCGACUUCAACGUCAUGGUCGUGGGUCAGAGCGGGCUGGGCAAGUCGACGCUGGUGAACACGCUCUUCAAAUCCCAGGUGAGCCGCAAGGCCUCCAGCUGGAACCGAGAGGAGAAGAUCCCCAAGACGGUGGAGAUCAAAGCAGUGGGGCACGUGAUAGAGGAAGGCGGCGUCAAGAUGAAGCUCACGGUCGUGGAUACACCGGGCUUUGGGGACCAGAUCAACAACGAGAACUGCUGGGAGCCCAUCGAGAAGUACAUCAACGAGCAGUACGAGAAGUUCCUGAAGGAGGAGGUGAACAUCGCCCGGAAGAAACGCAUCCCCGACACGCGCGUGCACUGCUGCCUCUACUUCAUCUCGCCCACCGGACACUCCCUGCGACCGCUGGACCUGGAGUUCAUGAAGCACCUCAGCAAAGUCGUGAACAUCAUCCCGGUCAUCGCCAAGGCCGACACCAUGACGCUGGAGGAGAAGUCAGAAUUCAAGCAGAGGGUCCGCAAGGAGCUCGAGGUCAACGGCAUCGAGUUCUAUCCCCAGAAGGAAUUCGACGAGGACCUGGAGGACAAGACGGAGAAUGACAAAAUUCGGCAGGAGAGCAUGCCCUUUGCCGUGGUGGGGAGUGACAAGGAGUACCAAGUGAACGGCAAGCGCGUGCUCGGCAGGAAGACCCCCUGGGGAAUCAUUGAAGUGGAGAACCUCAGCCACUGUGAAUUUGCCCUGCUUCGUGACUUCGUGAUCCGGACCCACCUCCAGGACCUCAAGGAAGUGACGCACAACAUCCACUACGAGACCUACCGGGCCAAGAGGCUCAAUGACAACGGAGGCCUCCCCCCGGGAGAAGGUCUCCUGGGCACUGUCCUUCCACCGGUGCCAGCCACCCCCUGCCCCACAGCUGAGUGAAGGCCCUUCCAAGCGCCGCUUCUCCUGCCACGCCUCGCGGCUGUUAGAGCUGCCGGCCGUGGCCUUCGGGGCGCUGAGGGGGGCCGCCCUCAGCAGGCGGCAGCGGCUGGCUGCCUCCCUAGGACACUUUGCUUCCUCCACGCUCCACGCCACCCUCUCCCUGUGGAAUGGAGCUCUCGCCGCACUGCCCUCCAUCGUGUGUCCGCCGGUCCCGGCCUGUCUGUGGGGUGAAAGAACUCACCAAGCGCUGCUUCUGCCCUUGCCACCCCAUGCCAGCCACCUGUGACCACCUCCCAGGGAAUGGCACGGCCCCCUCCCUGCUCGCUGCAUGCGCCGCUCUUGGACCCCCUCAAGGGCCCAAGAAGGCAACCUUGCUUCUUGUCAGAUUUGUGGACGUCAGCUGUGUGAGCCCCGCUGUGGAACAAGGGUGUCUCCUGCAUUAUCUAAAGCUUAUUUGUCAGGAUGGAUCAUUCCAGAAGGGGGAGCAAGGGCUAGGAUUGCUUUUUUUUUUUUUUAACACACCUCACCCCAUUUGGCCGUAUAGUUUCACAUCCUUUCUUACCCCACAAAGUAGCUACUUUGGAAGAGUGAUUUCCCUGAAGAGACAUUUCUGGAACUGACUUCCUUGUCCUCAGACUUUUAAGGAAAAAAAAAAAAAAAGGAGGGGAACUAAACACACACGCAGAAAAUUCCAGAAGCCCACAAGAUGUGAAUUUGAGGAAGAAAAACUUACUCUUCUGUCCAUGUAGCAAUAAGAGGGAGCUCUUCCCAGCCACCCCUGGAGUAGUCCCACCCAGUUCAUGUGAGUCAUGAGUUAACUGCGCACAGUUGCCACUGUGGGCCAGUGGAAAGUCCCCCGCAGAGGGCAAAGCCCUCCAUCAGAUGCAUGAAUGUUCGCGAAUGUGGCUGCCAGUCCCCCUUCACUGUGUCUUUAUGAAACACCUCCCCUCCCCAACACCCCCCCAUCUCCACCUGGACACAACUUGCUCAAAGGCUGGUGACUUGUGGGCCACUGACCUACCAACCAAGUCCUGUGGGAGCACGAGGCCCAAGCCUAGGGGAUGCAGAACGACCCGUUUCUUCAACGUUGCCAGUCCCAGCCCACCUUUUGGUGACGCGAUGAUUCAAGUUCCCAACCAAGCCAACAAACAUUCAAACUGGUUGUGUAAAUGUUGCUAGAUUUUCUGUGUUGUAUAACUAAAUGUUGCUGUUUGAACAGCCGC